This is a messenger RNA of Myotis davidii, 4415 nucleotides long. It is a transcript of the gene DAPK2, whose product is annotated as death-associated protein kinase 2. The coding region runs from base 1 to 1494 and encodes 497 amino acids. Gene Ontology annotation, cellular component: cytoplasm; nucleus. The transcript has 10 exons. The record is from RefSeq and is a predicted model, not a curated record. Lineage: Eukaryota; Metazoa; Chordata; Mammalia; Chiroptera; Vespertilionidae. Gene Ontology annotation, biological process: intracellular signal transduction; protein phosphorylation; positive regulation of apoptotic process. Gene Ontology annotation, molecular function: ATP binding; protein serine/threonine kinase activity.
AUGUGGCGUUCCCAGGAACGGGGCUGUAUGCUCCAGGCCUCAAUGAGGAGCCCAAACAUGGAGGCCUUCAAGCAGCAGAAGGUGGAGGACUGUUACGACAUCGGAGAGGAGCUGGGGAGCGGCCAGUUUGCCAUUGUGAAGAAGUGCCGGGAGAAGAGUACCGGGCUGGAGUACGCCGCCAAGUUCAUCAAGAAGCGGCAGAGCCGGGCCAGCCGGCGGGGCGUGUGCCGGGAGGACAUCGAGCGGGAGGUGAGCAUCCUGCGGCAGGUGCUGCAUCCCAACAUCAUCACGCUGCACGACGUCUUUGAGAACCGCACCGACGUGGUGCUCAUCCUGGAGCUGGUGUCCGGAGGAGAGCUCUUUGACUUUCUGGCCCAGAAGGAGUCGCUGAGUGAGGAGGAGGCCACCAGCUUCAUUAAGCAGAUCCUGGACGGAGUGAACUACCUUCAUGCCAAGAAAAUUGCUCACUUUGAUCUCAAGCCAGAAAACAUUAUGUUGUUAGACAAGAAUAUUCCCAUUCCACACAUCAAGCUAAUUGAUUUUGGCCUUGCUCACGAAAUAGAAGAUGGAGUUGAAUUUAAGAACAUUUUUGGCACACCAGAAUUUGUCGCUCCAGAGAUUGUGAACUAUGAGCCCCUGGGCCUGGAGGCUGACAUGUGGAGCAUAGGCGUCAUCACCUACAUCCUCCUAAGUGGAGCAUCCCCUUUCCUGGGAGACACGAAGCAGGAGACACUGGCAAAUAUCACAGCGGUGAGUUACGACUUUGAUGAGGAAUUCUUCAGUCAGACCAGUGAGCUGGCCAAGGACUUCAUUCGGAAGCUUCUGGUUAAAGAGACCCGGAAGCGGCUCACAAUCCAAGAGGCUCUCCGACACCCCUGGAUCACGUCCAAAGGAGAAGCCAGAGCCCCAGAACAGCGGAAGACAGAGCCCACCCAGCUGAAGACCAAGCGCCUGAGAGAGUACACCCUCAAAUGCCACUCCAGCAUGCCUCCCAACAACACCUACGUCAACUUUGAGCGCUUUGCUCAUGUGAUGGAGGAUGUGGCUUGGGUUGACCAGGGAUGCCACGCCCUGGCAGGGGCCCAUGACACCAUCCAGGAUGAUGUGGACGCUUUCGUUUCCAUCUUCAAUGAGAAGGAAGCUUGGUACCGAGAGGAGAGUGAGAGUGCCCGGCAUGACCUGUCCCAGCUCAGGUACGAGUUCCGCAAAGUGGAGUCCUUGAAGAGGCUCCUGCGAAAAGACAUCCAGACCACAGGCUCCAGCCUCGGAAGCGUGGCCAGGAAAUUGGACCGUCUGCAGGGGCAGUUUGAAGCUCUGAGGCAGGAGCUCUCAGCAGACCUACGGUGGCUCCAGGAGCUGGUGGGCAGCUGCCAGCUGGAGAGUGGGAGCACAGAUGGCCUGGGCUCUGUGUUCUGCCGGGACGCCAGUGAGCCCCUAACGGAGCUGCGCAGCAGACCAGGCAGCGACCAAGUCUUGGCCGGCUUGGAGCUCUGAGGACCAGAAUCUCGUCGGCAAUGCCUCCUGGAUGGCUUGCAGAAGCAUGUUCCAACGGCCCUGCUGGGCAUCAGCUAGAGUUAUCCUGCAGGGAUGUAUGUCUGUAGCAUAGACUUCCACCCCCUUCCCAGAACCCAGAAUCACAGAGGUACUAGCGAGUUAUUCAUUCUGCACCUCCUCUCACCAACCUGGUUUUCUGGGAUGGGGGAUUGGCAGGGCAGCCAAGCUGUGAAAACAAUUGAGAAUAAACAGCCUUCAAUGUAUCUUUCUCUAGCGGGAGGACAGCUGGCUCUGGGGAAAUGCUUGAUAACUGAUGUGUGAUCAUGGAUUUGUGCACAUUUCACUUCCCACCUAUAUGCCUUGGGGGUGGCAGAUCUUGGGUAAUAUUGAGCUAAACGGGGGUAAUAGUAAGUCAGCUUGGUGCUUCCCUGCUUCAGAAGGAGGAAUUUUAAAUGCACAGAGAAAAUAUUACUUCUCAUUUGCAUUGACAUCGCUUAUCAAGCACUUAUAUCUUUGAUCCUUAGGUCUUUGAUCCCUAAAAUAACUUUGCAAGACAGGAAAGUCGGUGGCAUUAUUAUUGCUAUUACUAUUAUUUUCAUUUAUCUGAUAAGGAAAUUGACUCAAAGAGGGAAAAUGAUUUUCUCAGGGUCAUUCAUAGCUGGUUGAUACAGAUGAAACAGAAACUCAGGAUGCCUGACUCUAAGAUGAGGUAUAUGGGAAGAAAUUGCGAGACUUUGAUGUAAAUAUCCAUCUUAGUAUUAAAGUUCAGACCCCAGCGGUAAAAUAAGCAACUUCACGUAUUCUGCCAGGUAUGGAUGGAAUGCUUCGUACCUUCAGAUGAUGGAGGAAUAUGUCCUAGAGGGCGCAGUCAUGGCCCUGAGCCUGUCUGAAGCCCAGCCCACAGAGCAGGAGGAGGGCAGCAUCUCACCCUUCUCCAGCUGUCUCCCUCUGGCUAAGGGCCUCAGUUUUGUGUUGGGAAUGAAUACCAAACAGGACUCAGCAAGAAGGUUCCUUUUCUUACGUUCUUAGGGCAUUGGGCCCUAAAAAGUCAGAGAAACUCCAUGAGAGUUUUUGAAGAGGGGGACAUUAAGACUGGGAAGCAUAAGGUUCAGUCGUCCCCUCUUGACCCCAAGCUUUGAGCAUACCCUCUGAGGACUGUGUGGUCUUAUCACCCUUUUCCCAGAGGAGCACCCAUCAUCUGGCUCAUAGAGACAGAGCAUGAGUGUGGGCCCAGAACUGUGCUAGAAGCUUGGGGGUUGGGGAAAAGAUGUAUCAUUUCCAAGUGUCUUAAUAGACUCACAACAUACCCUUGUCAGAGAAGCAGGGUAAAUGCUAUUCCCAGUUUAGAGAGGAGGAAACAGAGAGGAUGUGAUUUGCCCAAGGGCAUAAUUGUGGCAAAAGUGGAGGUAUCCUGAGACAUCUGUUGCCUUCCUGCUUCCCCUAACUGCCCCAGGCUUCAGGAGUUUUCUCUGCUUCCGAGGCAGGUGAUAUGCAGAUUCAACCAUCCACCCAUUCUUAAAUGGUUUCUGAGCACCUAGCAACUGCCAGGUACUUGGUUUGGCCCUGGAGAUACAAAGCUAAGAGAAAACAGGCAUGUUUCCUGCCUUAACAAAGUCUGCAGUCCAGUGAAGGAUUCCAACAUUAAUCAAGAACAUUCUAGAAACGUAGAACUGAAGCUGAGACAUAUGCUGGGAAUGAGAAGUAUGAAUUACUGUAAGAGCCUGCAAUGAGGGUUUGAUCUAAUCAGGGAAGGCAUCCACGAGGUGGUGAUGCUGAGCUGAGAUCAGCUAAGCACACUAGGGAGAAAGAAUUGUUCCCUACAGAGCCCUCACGCCAUGGCUCUGUGGUCAGAGGGGGCAUGGGAGGCUGAAAUUACAUAGAUAGAAAGAAAGCUGGAGGGGAGAGAAUAAGAGGAUUGUAUACAUGUGACUGGAGAGGAUGCAGGACCGGCAAGGCUUUGCCAUAUCAAAGACCUCUGCCUUUGUCCCAAGAGUCAUGGGGAACCAUGAUGGAUGCCAGGCUAGUCAAUGGCCCGAUGUGCUUGGGGGAAACGCCUAGUGAGCAGCACAGAUGGGAAGUGGUUUAGGAGGAGACAUGAGAUUUUAAUCUCAUGAAAGCAUUUCCUCAAAAGUCUACCUCCUUUUCUAUUAGCAUGCUGGAUCAUUUCAAAUAUAUAUAAUAUUGUAACAAACUUUUUUCAUCAAAUAGAAGAAACCGUAUUUAAGAUGCAUCAUUAUUUUAUGUACCAAAAAUAAGAAAGAUAAAAAGCCCCAGAUGAGAAGUCCAAUAGGAGACCCCCCCACACACAAAGGAGAACACCUGUACUAAGACGGUAAGUGACAAGGCCACCGUGAGAAAGGAAAAGCAAGAGAAUGUGAAUCCCAACCUUUUCCCUUGGGGCGGGAUGACAAACCCUCCUCUAAGAAUAGACGCUCCGGGUGGUGGUCCUCAUCCUUUGUGAAUUUGCACAAUCGGCGUGAUCCAAAAGGACCUCAAGCAGAGACUCUAGGUCAGACAGCCUGAGACUGGUGGCCCCAAUGGCUGGCGGAAAUAGACUGAACACCUGCCUUCACUUCAGACCGACAGUUAUGAUAAGAUGCCAUUGAUUGGGAGACAAGUCCUGAUUUCAGAGAUCCAAAACUGUGCGUCUUGGAAUCAAUAGAAGAUGGCAAAGCCGUUCCUAUGCCUUCCCUGGGAGAAUUGGGACAAAUGACCCAUCUGCCAUCUCUCCAAGGAUGCCCUGUCCCAGGAUGUGACGUACUCAUUUGGCAUAAGGCACUGUUCCUAUUAAAGGGUCCUUUGGCCAUGUCAACACACCUUGACCUCACACAGCCAGGUUUCCUAAGGAAAGGAAGCCCUGACUGAGCAACUCAGGGGAAACUUUCUUGUGGAUGUCGAAAUAAAAUGCAAUUGAAGAGUAA